Molecule: messenger RNA, 1858 nt
Organism: Pundamilia nyererei
Lineage: Eukaryota; Metazoa; Chordata; Actinopteri; Cichliformes; Cichlidae
Product: thyroid adenoma-associated protein homolog
Exons: 9
Coding region: 91-1542 (483 amino acids)
Biological process (GO): tRNA methylation
Cellular component (GO): cytosol
Source: RefSeq, a predicted model, not a curated record
CAGGUGCUGUUUCUCUUGCGCUCCUACCAGACUGACUCACACAGACCCCUGCCAGCAGGAAGCGGCAUCGGUGAAGCUCUCUGUCAGCGCAUGUGGCUCGCUUCUCGACAGAACAGCUGUGUGGUGACCAGAGGAGCCUUUGUGGAUGUGUUGGUGUGCCUGUGUGGGCCUGACAUCAGCAUUCUGGAAGAUUCAGAGGUCGGCACACUCCGUCAGAAGACUCUGUCCGUCCUCACGGCCUCAGAACUGGUCACUUCCUGCAAUUCCUCUGCCACCUUUGGGCCUGGCAGCACCCAGUACCUCCUCAGCCUGGCUCGGGUGGGCCUCAGCGCCGGUGUGGAGUUCCCUGAGCUCUGGGACGGCCCCCAGCUGAAGACCAAGCUCCUGGACCAUCUGCUGCAGUGCCCGCAGUACGAGGUGAGGGAGCUGGCAUUAGAGGGGCUACUGAGGAAGCUGGAGGAGGAAGAGGAGGAGGAAAGGAAGAGGAGGCCUGAGUGGCUGGAUGAGACCACCCAGUCUAACCUGACCAGUCUGGCUCUUCAUGAGACUCACCCACAGUGUUUGGCCAAGGUCCUGCAGGUUUUGUGUGUGCUGAGCUCCAGCGACGAGCUUCCGUGGAAGGAUGGUGCAAGGGUUUUGUCCCUGGAGGAGGUUUUGUUGCACCUCCUAACAUUGGCUCAGAACUCUGCUCACAGCGUGGAGCUCCACUGUGCUGCCCUGACGUUGGCCUCGCAACUGGGGAUUCGGCUGGUGAACUCUGACCCGCAGAGUUUGAGUGCAGUGGCUUGUUUCGCUCAGUGGGGGGCGUUGGUGUGCUCGUGCUGCAGCGAGGAGCGACCAGCGGAGGUCAAGCUGGCGGCCGCAAGGGUGCUGGUCAAAUGUACGUCCACCCUGCUGACCAGCCCUCGUCUGCCACUGGGUCUGUCCACGACAGUUUCACUGUGGAGGAGUCUGUUCGUGCUGCUGCAGGACGAAGACCAAGAAGUCCGAGAUUCAGCAUCUGACUUCAUCUUUAACGUGCCAGCUCGUCUGCUCAGUACAGACAUGGCAGGUGUGUUCACGUGUCCGCCUGCGGCCCUGGAUUCAGGCGUCGGGCUCCUGUGUCGGCUGUUCGAGAUGUGGGGGGAGGUACAAGCCGGCAUCCUUGCUCUGACACAGUGGCUGCUGGGGGAGGAUGAGCACAGCCAGGAUGCAGCUGUAAAUGAAGCUUCUAGUCUGGACGAUGACGACUUCCUGUUCGAGAAAGGGGAUCUAAACCUGUGGGCUGAGCCCAUCCAGUGGGUGAAGCUGCUUCACAGACACCUUGGCUCCCUCAUCCUAACCUUCAAGGACACUCAGGAACCGGGAUCUGCUGGGCUGGACCAGGUUAACCAAAUCCACACUCUGGCCCAAAGCAAGGCCCUCAGCUCCCAGCAGGCCCUGGACUCCCUCCCAGCUCUGCCUCAGUUCUGCUGCACCAUCGAGCACGCCCGGCUGACGCUGCGUCAGCAGAGGGCCGCUCUGGCUCUAGAGGUGCUGGACAGGCUGAGACAGAGAAGCUAGAAGAGAUCGGUUUUAGUUGCACCAGUUGUUUAUUUUCGAUGGGAAAAGACUUCCAAAUAUUUCAGUUAUCACAUAAAUGGAUUUUAAUGGCCCGACACAGGAGACCACAGGCUGGUUUUGUGGUGAAGUCUUUUAAUGAUCAAGUGGAGGGAAUGAAGGAACUCUGAUGUUUUUUGUUUUUUACUUCAUGUCUUACAAAUGUUGCUCUCAUUGACUGCCAGUAGCGUCAUAAGUGCAUGAUUACUGUUCCGUUAUUAGUGUACUUUUUAAAUCCAAUGUUCCCAACUGCUAAAAUGGAAAAAAUAAAACAUAAUGU